GGGGAUUUGCAAUGCGCCAGCCACAUUUCAGCGAGCCACGAACGUCACGUUUCAGAACUUCGUCAGCAAGACACGGUAAACGCAAGGAAUGAUCAACUUCUGCGUCAUCAUGUACAUGGACGACAUCUUGGUUUAUUCGAAAACCUAUCACGACCAUGCGCAGCAUAUCGAAUGGACAUUAGGUGCUCUUAGAGAUGCUGGAUUCAAGAUCGCACUCGAGAAGAGCGAAUUUUUCCUUUCUGAAAUUUCGUUAUUGGGUUACGUCGUGACACGUGGAGGACUGCGGCCUGACUCGAGAAAGGUGGCGGCGGUGAAGGAAGCUCCUGUCCCCACGUCGCUGACGCAGAGGACGAACGUGGAGGGCGAUCUCCUCGGGUUCCUGUUCGGAUCCGUGCGCACCGGCCAUCGCCAGCUCAUUGUUCAGGAGCUUGCGCAGUUAGCAGACGAUGUCCCUCUCGAGAUCGUCUCGCAAAGUGACGAGAGCCCGAUCCCGCAUGUCCUUGCGCGGACUUUGGCACCGUUUCUUCUGUGGCCGGCGUGCCUAGAGGAGCAGGGAAGCAGCCGUAAUCCGCCGUCGCAGCGAGGGUAUCUGAACCUGCGAGACAUAAUCGAUCUCGCCUUUUUUCAUGAUCGCACGGCCUCCGAGAACGAGGAGAUAGAAGAAGAAGAGGCCGACGAAGAAGAAGCGGCGGAGGAAGACAAGGAAGAAACCCUGGAAGAGGGGAGCUAUAGCGAGCACAACGAGGAAGAGCUGAGUGAAGAAGGGGAGGAAGAGGAGCAAGACGACGAAGAAGAAGAACUGGAGUUAGAGGAAUCGGAGUGGGAAAUCUCGGCGGAAGAAGAAGAACCAGCGGACGCUCAGGCGGAAGAUCCCAAGGCGGCGCACAAGAAGGAAGAGAUCGCGGCUGGGAAACGACAACUGGAGUUCACCAGCGCGGCAAAUUUGUCGAUUACCGACGAUCCGACCCGCGGCCCAGAACAGCCUAAGCCUGAAGAUGGAGAACAGGCCGAGACUUCGAGCGCACCAACAAGGCGGCGACGAAGCCGAUCCCCCUCCCCCUCUGCCCCUGACCGUCCCGCAGUUCGAGCCCGUACUGAUGCGGGUCAUCGGUCUUCGUCCCCGGUAGUUAUUCCGUCGUCCCCUUGACCACCUCACCCUCCGCCAACUCACCACCUGCAUCCAUUUCCCCAACAAUCCUUUCCCCCCCGACACCUUCCAGUUCU
Messenger RNA from Chara braunii, 1224 nucleotides. Lineage: Eukaryota; Viridiplantae; Streptophyta; Charophyceae; Charales; Characeae. The record is from the annotation of a GenBank genome assembly.